This is a messenger RNA of Aspergillus glaucus CBS 516.65, 313 nucleotides long. RefSeq lists its product as uncharacterized. Bases 93 to 272 code for a protein of 59 amino acids. Lineage: Eukaryota; Fungi; Ascomycota; Eurotiomycetes; Eurotiales; Aspergillaceae. The transcript has 3 exons. The record is from RefSeq and is a predicted model, not a curated record.
UCAAGAGUGUCCGAAGUGGUGCAACAUUUCCCUUUACAGCAAACCGUUCGGAGAUAUUCGUGGUCUAAGGAGGGACGGCCCCGGUGUGUGUGAUGAAAAUUUCGCCUCUAACUUUCUCGUGUGUAUGUUUUACUUCCUUGUUUAUUGUUUCCUAUGGGGCCUUUGUUAUGUGUGAAUUUGCUUUUUUGUCUUUAUUUCUUAUUCGAAUGUCAGCCCUCGAAUCCCUUUAUGCAAAAUGCCCGAUUGGGUUUCCGAUUGAAUGGCGGGGAUAGUGCAGGAAAAAGCCAAAAGAAUGCAGAAAAUGGUGUCCGGG